Molecule: messenger RNA, 908 nt
Organism: Candidula unifasciata
Lineage: Eukaryota; Metazoa; Mollusca; Gastropoda; Stylommatophora; Geomitridae
Source: the annotation of a GenBank genome assembly
ACAUGCAGAAUAGCGACGAAAGUAUUCGAACACCUGUGAAUGCUGGCAUCACAAUAGUAACUAUGUACUUAAAUAUCGGAGGAUUUCAGAAACAUACAACACAAUUCACACCUCAGACUUACAAGAGAUGGAUGACAACCUGGAGUUGGCUGACCAACAGAGUGAUUGCCUUUUUCGACAACGAUGAAGACCUGGAGACAUUCAGACAAAUUAGGUCACUACUCUCAGCAGAUAGAACUGUUUUAAUAAAACUCCAGAGAAAAGAAAUACCAGCUUUCAACAAAGUGGAGAAAAUCAGGACUAUAUACAAGAACUCAUCGUACCCAAAACAUUGGCCAAACACAGUUGUCGCUGAGUAUUCGUGCGCCAUGAAUGCCAAAUAUGACGUCCUUCAAAUGGCAGUCCAGAGAGGCCUUGUACACACCGAGCACAUGGCAUGGUUGGAUAUAGGCUUGUUCAGAAACCUUCUAGAGCCCAAACGUCGCCCAAAAGACGACCGCUUCAGCCUGGACGUUCCCGAUAACUUCAACGCCAGCACUGUUGGUAUGUCCAUGGUGACACCCAUGACAGAACUGUUAAAUCUGAGCGCAUGGAAUUACAUCAGGGAUAACCGGGUCUGGGUUAGUGGAGCCUUCGUGUUGGCGACCAAAGAAGUAAUGAUGAAGUUUGCCCGGUCAUAUAUCAUGAUGGCCAACGAGUUAUUAGACAAAAGGAUGUCCAGUACUGACCAGCAAGUGAUUGGGGCCAUGUACUCUCCGGAAUACAUCGACCGCCAGCAAGUGGACAUAGUGGACUACAGGUGCAACAACGGACAGUUCGGUCUCUACAGAUUCGAUAUUAUUUAUUUCUGUUUAGGCUACGUCUGCAAAGAUGCGGCAGAGAAACAGCUGAAUUAUAACAAAAAUUAG